Molecule: messenger RNA, 29402 nt
Organism: Lymnaea stagnalis (great pond snail)
Lineage: Eukaryota; Metazoa; Mollusca; Gastropoda; Lymnaeidae
Source: the annotation of a GenBank genome assembly
AACUCACCUUAAAAUGGCAGCCCUCAUGAGAUGCGGCGUUCUAAGACAUCGCAACCUUGUCCAAAGUUUGGCCUCGUUAUUCCCAGUAACUAAUAAUUAUGGGGUUAAAUCGCCAUGUCUUUGGAGGUAUUUGUGAAACCAUCAAUUUUUAUAAUUUUUUUCUAUUUUUUCCUGUUACUAGUUAUAUUGUUUCUAAACCAUUAUUAGUAUUAGGCCUACUUAUUUAAAGUAACAUUAAAAAUUAAAAACAAAUGUGUGAUAGUGUAACUAAGUGUAAGUGUAGUGUCUAAGUUACUUAGUAAGUACCGGUAUUAAUAGUAAAAAUAGUACUAAUUUAACUAAUUAGUUUAACUUAGAUUUUAGAUUCUAGACUAAGUCUAAAUAAAAAUAAAUCUAAGCUAGAAAUGAAAGUAAAGAAACCUGCUAAAUUUUAAUCAAUUUAUUAAAUAUUAAUAUAAUAAUAGUAAGUACUAGUAGUAUUAGUUAGUUUAGUUUAAGUUUAAUAUUAAUCUUUCUUAGAAAUAGUAAUCAAAAUGAGCAAAAUGAAGUACAGGUAAACCUGAAAAUAAGAAUGCAACAAAUAAACGAACGUGUCGGCUAGAAGCCAAGAAGCAUUCAUCAGCAAACAAACAACAGUAAAAACAGAAUUAUAUAAAAAUAACACCUAGCUGUAAAUACCUAGAGGAAAGCAAGAGGACAAGAGGAAUGUACAAAGACAAAAUGUUUGUUGGGGGGGCCAUCCAUAAACGAUGCCACUGUCACACAAAUUUUGCCUAUUCCCUGUGUCCGCUACUGUCCUUUACAAACCCUUAAGUAAGAAAUUCCCCUCCCAUGGAUAGCAAAUAACUGCACCUGUGUCAGAAACAUUUCACUGGAACAGUGGUUCUUAACCAGGGGAAAAAUUAACUCCCCAGCCCUGAGGUGCGGAAGACUAUAAAACUAUUUGUUGCCAUUGCUAGUUGUUGCUGAAUUUUUAAAAAAAUCAGUUUUCAUGGACUUUGAUUAGCAACAGAACAUGUUUUUCUGGCGAAUUUUAUUAGGGCUAGGGCUUUACUUGUAUCUGUAAAUUUUUCCUUUAAAAAAAAAAAGUAAUUGAAGAAAAAAAACUACGAUACUAAAUAAUUUAAUUAUUUUCAUAUUUAAAAUUUUAUUACAAUUUUUUAUUUAUACGGUUGGAGCGUGGGGAGGGGGGUGUUCAAAACAGAGUGGGCCUGCAGCGCUGCAAAAAGGUUAAGAAUUACUGCCCUAGAGCAUUCUCCCCCUCCCCGCCAACCAUUUUUUCCGUUCCAUCCCACUUUACUUGGUAGUCCUAAAUCGAUGACGCCCGUCUCCACAUUUUAACAUAAUUACAUAAAUUCGCUUGACUGUCAGUGUAACUACGGCCAUUUGCUCCUCCUCGGUGCUAACUUGAUCAGAAGCCAUUUUUCCAACCUUGCAUACCUGUACUGAUUUUCUCAGUGAUCGUAGUUUACAAAUAAAAUAUUUAUAAUUGUAUAAAAGAAUAAUUUUAAAAAUGUUUGUAAUUUAGGGUUAUUAAGUGUAACUCUUUACUAUAAUAUUAUGCUUUUCAUGUGACAUCACAUUGCUUAAUUCCCCCCCCCCCCUCAUCUAACACAUCAUCACUAAAAUCUGAUUCCCCCCAGAUGCGUGACAUCAUUUAUAAAUGGCCCCUUGAUACAACAAAACUCAUGAAAACAUAUCCUUUUUGAAUAUUUAUAAUUGUAUAAAAGAAUAAUUUUAAAAAUGUUUGUAAUUUAGGGUUAUUAAGUGUAACUCUUUACUAUAAUUUUAUGCUUUUCAUGUGACAUCACAUUGCUUAAUUCCCCCCCCCCCUCAUCUAACACAUCAUCACUAAAAUCUGAUUCCCCCCAGAUGCGUGACAUCAUUUAUAAAUGGCCCCUUGAUACAACAAAACUCAUGAAAACAUAUCCUUUUUGUAUUUGUAAAAAAUUUAUUAUUUGUUUAGUUUAAUAAUAAAAUUGAUCUGUGGGAUUGUAAUUUAUGAAUAGUAAAAGAAAAAUAUGUGUUAGUUUCAGAGUUCCCUCAGGUUCCUGAAACUCCAGGAUGUCCUGGAAAUCUCCUUGAAUUAGAUAACUUGAAAAAAUCCUGGAAACUCCUUAAAUUAUAAAAUUUCUCAGUAAAAGUCCUGACAUUUUUUUCCCACAUAGGAAAGGGUAAAAAAUUCUUAUAUACUCAAUUAGUCGUCUAUUUUUAGCCCUUCUAUUAUCCCCUUAACUGCGCAUGCAGUUUACAAGUUACUAUUUGACAUUUUGACAGACCAUAAUUUUGUGUGUGUUUAGUUUGCGGUUCAAAUAGGCAGGAACAAGAGAGUGAGGCUGAUGACUUGAGCAAUUCCCCUCACUUUAAACAAAAUACAGCUAAAGUCAAGGCUACUACUCAAGUCUUGGUCAGCUUCACGUGCAAAGAACAAACAAAAAUACUAAAAAAAAUUCUAUCAAGUAUAUUUGCAGGACAAUACUGGGGUGUCAUUUCGAGGGAAAAUGAUUGAUAAGUGUCAUUCAUCUGAGACCAUGUCCAGGUUAACUUAAACUAUUUCACCUAACUUUGGUGUCCACUUCUGCAACUUCUUACUCAAGCUCCAAAGUUAUCUGAUCCAUCCACCACUUCCUUCCACUCAGACUUAAUUGAUGAUUUUCUUUUCUAUGUUUGGAUUCCCAGCUGCUGUAGAUCUUUUUCCACAUCAUUCAUCCAUCUAAGCCAUGGGUCUGCCUUUGAGUCGUUUUCCUCUGGGGUUUUGGUGGUGCACCCUCUUUACCCCUCUGUCAUUUGCCAUUCUUUGUGUCCUGCCCAACAUAGCCUAAGCUUUUUUUUUAUUUCUGCUACUAGCGUUGGGAGCCUGAUACAGACUAUAACACUCCUGGUUGGCUCAUAUUCUCCAUCCAUAUUCAUCCUUUGUUGGAACACAUUUUUUCCGGAGAGCUUUUCUCUAACAUGUGUUUAAUCGGUUUUCUGCCGUUUGUACAACUGGUCUGAUUACAGUUUUAUAAAUAGUUUUCUUUGUUUUUCUUGUAAUGUUUUUACUUUUUUUGUAUUUUCUGACUACUGAAGUAUAUCCUGUUUCCGGCUGAUAUUCUUGCUUUUAUUUCUGUUAGUAAUUUGUUUCUUUCAUUUAAUCAAGAACCUAGGUAUUCAAAUUAAUUUGCCUUUUCAAAAGUGUGGUAUUUAAUUUUUAAAGAUUAAAUCUGUCUGUUCUUCUCUAAACAUAGUCACAUUUUAUUAUUUUUUUAUUGUAAACUUCCAGCCCUGCUUGUAAUGAUGCGUCUUCUAAUUCAAAACAAAGCUUUUGAUAUGUCUUUACUACUUUUCCUAUAAUUUGUUCACCAUUUAAUAUUCAAUGUUAUCACACAUGACUUGAAUAUGUUCCUCAAUUGUGUUAUCUGCCAAGGCCAAAGGGAUUGUAAUAACGACUUUCUGAAAAUAUCACAGUAAAAUUCUUCAGGAUGGUUUCGGCAAUAUUGUGUGCAUUCUUGUUUUUAGCAAGUUCUUAUUUUUUCAAUAGUACAAAUACUUUGUCAAGCAUGGUUAUUGAUGUGUAAUUGUACAGUGUUGUGUGUUAUUUUGUAUUGUGUAUCUUGAGGUUAGUUUCAUUGAUGGAGUUUCUUGUCAAUAUGAGAUUUCUGACAUAUUUGUAAUGUGAUUUUUAUGUAUCUUUGACAUAGUGUCUGGACUUUCUUGAGUACACACUAUUGUUUGCAAGUUACUGUCUCAGCUGUGAGGGUGAAAGUUGGAUUGCGUUCUUCUAGCAAGCUGCAAUUAGUAUGUUUGAAUUAUUAUAUGAACAGAUGAUACUAACUUGGAUUAAGAUUAAAAGUACUUCUUGGAAUAUGACCUUUGUUCAGUUUUAAUGUGAUUAUGAUGGGAACGAAUUUGUCUAGCAAAACCUAAUCAUACCAACGUAUUAAUCUUAAUUUAAAACAAAAGAUUAUUUAUGUAACAUACUUUCAUUUGCAAGUAUAUCUCCGCAACAUAAACACUGGGGAUAAGGAUUGUUUUCAUGACCAGAAAAUAUGAACCAAAGUUUUGAACAAUUUUUACUGUAUAAUCGAGGCUUGAAAACGUUAUCUCCACCAUCUUUUCUUAAUUAAAAACUUAACCAUUAUAUGUGUAAUUUAAAUCCAAUUUGAUUUAUAAACUGCAAAUAAAAAUUUUAAAAAGUAAGUUAAGUUUGCCUAUUAACAUAUUUAAACAUAUAAUGUCUUAAGAAAAGCAGAUCAUUGAGCCGAAGCUCAUCAGGCCUUCCCCAAAGUACCCCUUUUACCCCCCAACCCGAAUAGCAUAAUUUUCGGGCCUCUAGAGACAGCCCCACCCGCCAUCCACUCGAUUGCCAGUGGGGCCUUAUCAACCAAGGAGCACCUGGUCAGUGGGUAGUACUGCUGUCACACCACCAGCAAUCAAACAUUUUAAUACUGGGAUGGAUUUAUUUAACAUCCCAAAAACACCCUUCCCAACCCUUUGUGGCAUCAGACGCCCUCUAUCUGGGUUUUUACAAAUGGUUUUCUACCUUGUGAAUAUGUCACUAAGCAGUUGGCAUGAGUUGGUUGCACAGGAACUCUCAAAACAUUCCCAUCAAUAGAAUCAUUGGCAUGGGUUGCCAGAACACCCCCCCGCCUCAUAUCCAAUAGCGGCAACUAGUAAUCAUCAAUUUAAAUAUCAUAAUCUUUGCAUUGACAAUAAUGAUGUGUCAGAAUAAUUCUGCGUUGUACUCCUAGAGAAGUCAGAGAAACUGAUACCAAGCGCUAAGUUAAAUUUUAGAUAAUGCGAAACCAAACAAAAUUGAAGACUGUACACAAUACGACAAACCCAUUUUUGAAGUCAUAAAAUGCGCUUAACCAUGUCAUUUUUACCAUUAAAACACUUAAGCUAUUCAAAGGCUAAACACAAUUUCUGUUUUUCUAUAAAAUAAAAUUAGGGGAUCCUGUUUAAAAUUGCAUGAUCCAUAAUGCCUGAUCGGCUCAUUUAAUACUAUAAAAUGCGUCAAUGUCUUCAUGAGCAUAGUAAUACUAUGGUUUCUUUUUUCACGACACACCUAAAGUCUAUAGGUGACACACUAUUGUGUCAUGACACACAGUUUGGAAAGCACUGGUCUACAAUAACAUCAUAUUUUUUUAGUUCAUCAGUUAUUCAGUGUCAUUUGAAUUUAAUUAGAAUGGAAAGUUUCUUUUAAAUGCAUUUUAUAUAAACUUUGUCAUUCAUCGGGUUUAGGUUAUCAUUUGAAUAAUUCUACGUGAGGAUCAGGAAAGUUAUCAUACACAUUGUUUAGGUCAACAAUUAACCUUACGAUGUUCAUUACGGUUCUUAACAAAGUAACGUCACUAUGUGUAGUUAGGUGGAAACAACUCUUGUCAAAACCUGUACUGCUAACUAAACAUAUAUCAAAUGAAAUUUAAAAAAUAAGUUCAUCGUUGAAAUACCAGUGUGCCAUUCAUUUCAAUUAUGUUGUCAUUUCACUUACAUUUCAAUAACUCUUUGAGCAGCUUCACCGAGACUCCUCCCCCCACUAAACUAAGCGAAAUAACAAAAGUCUUGGGAAUAAGAACGCCAGAAAAUAAAAAAAAAUUCUAGGCAUAGCCUGUACUUUAGCCAUAAAUUUUGGCUUAGGUAUCAUUUUUCUAAUUUGAAGGAGGGAGAAAUGUAUCGGAGACAACGAUCUACAAUCUGGAUCCGCUUUAGGGUUAUCUGUUAAGUUACUAAAUUAAUAUUUUCAUAAAGAGGCCAAAUGACUAGUCUAGCCAAGUAAGAAUCAUAAUUUUGUUGACUGAGUCAUGAAAGGGUCUUGAAAAGGUGUAUUUAACUAAGUUAAUAUUAUAUUUGUUCUUCAUUGUCUUCAUUUUCUUUUCCCUUUGACUCUAUAACUGUUUAGGUCUGCUGGUACAUAUCCUCAACUCAAGAAUAAAGACGAACUGUUGAUUCAAGUUCAUAAAAAAAUGGACUAUAACCAAGGGAUUUCAACAGACAUGUUCCAGUCUCUUUAUUCAUCCUUAGAAAAAUUUGGUGGGCUUUGCUUAGAUAUCGCUUUAAAGUUACACAUGUGUUGUUUAAACAUUUUAUUUUCUUACCUACCAGGUUAAUUGUUAUAGAAUUAAAAGUCAUAGGAAUGUUGUAGUGUAUAGUGAGGAAAAUGCCGUAUAAAUACCAUAUUUAUAGCACAUACCAAUACCAUGUUAAUAAUUUUGGUGCUUAAUGCAUUAAUCGUUAUUUUUUAAAGCCUAAAAAUGAAGAGUAGUAAUUAAAUACAUAAUCAAAUUUUGCAUCAUCAGACAACUUGACAGAAAAUGAUAUGGGUGUGCUUCUGCAUAUUUGUAGUAUUGGACCAUAUGAUUCACCAACAGCAAAUAGAUUAGCCUUAGUUGAUAAAAUAUGGAGCAGCCUAGAUGCUUUUGGUGAGUGUUUGAAAUCAUAGAAAAUUAAAUUGUACAUGUACAAUGUCACCUUGUAAAAAAAAUUUCUUAACUUAAACAUUUCCUUUUAUUAAGUUUUAUGUUCCAAAAAACUCAAACUUUUUAUAAGGCAGUUUUUAUUUGAUAAAUUUAUUGGUGUUUUUGUUUUUAGAAUUAACAACAGUAUCUUUUAGGAAAAUGUAACAAACUUAUUGACCCUAAUUGAUAAAAUAUUUCAAAUUGAGCAAAGGCUACUUGUUUUUAGUUUAAAUUUUUCUUUGUUUCAGGUGUAAAGCCUACUACAAAACUUUAUAAUGUCAAACUUAAGACUUACUGUGCCAAUAAAAAGAUGUUCAAUCCCUUAGAUGAAUUGAUGACAAUGAAAUCUUUAGGGUUGAAUCCUGACAAGGUGAUGAAUAUUUUUUUAAAGUUUAAGCCAUGUUAUUUAAAUUUUAUAUUAACAAUGGACAGUUCGGCCUCUAGAGUUACACGGUAAUCCAAAAGACUGUAUUUAAUUUUUUGGGGUUACUUUUGUAAUAUUUACUCACAUUCCCUCUUUCCUUUGCUAAGUCGCAGUUAGCCAUAGACUGACAGACAUUACUAUUUAUUUAGCGCCAAAUAAUUAUAUAAUUUUGUUAGUUAUUUGUACAUUAUUUCCAAUAGGUUACGUAUGGUCUACUUGUUGAAGGAUUCUGUCAAAGAGGUGACAUAGCAGGUGCCAAGUAAGUGAUAUUUUAAUAAAUAUUCUACAUUCAAGACAUAAACCUAUUGAAUCUAUAGUUAGUUUUUUUAGUAAUUACUAAGAAACUACAUUUUAUUGGACAACUAAUAAAUUAAGCAAAAAUUGUUACUAAAACCAUACUAAAAUUGUUUUGUAAAAGUUUGCUAACUUAAAAUCUUAGGUACUGUGCAUUUCAUUAUUUGGACCAAAUAUGUGUGGAAAGUUGAAGUACAUGUGCCAAAUACGCACCAUUAUUUUGCUAUUUGUGGACUUUUAUAAAUCACAUUUACUGUUCUAUUCCCAUUACAAAUCUUAACAUUAUGAGGUAGAAUAUUAUUGAGCCAAAUGAAGAUGGCUUCUAUUGCUUUUUCUGUUGAAUUACUCCAAGAAAUGAUAUAUAUGGUAUGUGUCCCAUAUUCAGCCCUAUUUUUUGGUCUUUGGAAUAAACAUAUAUUUUUUGUGUUUAGUUUGCGUGAGAUUUUAGUAGCAAGAGUUCUGUUCACAUGAAAAUGAAUUAAGAACUCUGAUCUCUUAUUUCAUAAGAUCUGUUUUAAUAUUCUAGUACAGUGUUGGAAGCCAUGCAGUCUUCAGAUUAUCUCCUUGGGUUAAACAUCUUUAAUUCCUUCAUCACUGGUCAUCUCAAAGCUGGGUAGGAAGGAUUCUUUUUUACAUAAUUUGUUUUUUUUUGGGUCAAGUUCACAUGUUAAAGGUUUAAAUUUCAUAUUACUACCUUGCUGUUAUUGUAUUAUUUGAAUGUUGGGCUGACCCCCAAAAAUAGCUACAUUACAACAAAAAAUAGCUAUAAUAUCAUUCAUCCAUGUUAAACAUUAUAGCAGAUGCUGGUGUGUGUUAAUGUAUUCCAUUAAGUUUCGACAGAUGUAUAUUCAUGUAUUACAAAAUUAAAAAAUUAUUCAUAUUUUAAGAUGUAUAAUUUAUUUUCAGUUCUCCAGAGGAAGCUGUAAAGGUACUGGAGCUUCUGAGGUACUAAAUUUUGCCAUUUAUUUUAUAUUUACCUUGAUGUAGAUUUAUGAGCUGUCCAAAUAAUUAGGCUGGUGACUCCUUAGAAGGAUCUUUUGAAAAUUUGACCAUAUCUUGAAUAGUUUUAUAGAUUAAAUAACACUUUUUAUAUUUUUCUUGAUGAUAGGUCCAAAGGGCUUGAACCAGAUUCAGACACCUAUUUAAGAUAUGCUCUACAUUAUGCUGAAGAAGGAGAUAUAGAUUCUGUGAUGAAGGUUGUUUUUUUUUUAAAAAUAGUUUUUUCACAAUUUCUUAGUCAACUAUUCUUCUUUGUUGAGUAGCAAUUUCAUUGUACUUAAAAUGUAAUUUUGGAUAAAUAUUUGGCACUAACUCUUCUCAACAUUGACUAUUUCCAGUACAUAACCGAGGCUGACAGUGCUGGUGUGACACUACAGCAGAGUUUGUUGCUUGAGCUCUAUAGAGUCAUGAAUACAUCAGGUCAUGGCAACAAAGCUGGACAAGUAAGUGUCAAUAUUGCCUUUAGGUUGAGCUUAAUUAUAUAUAAAUCCCUUAAUUUUUACUUGUUACUGAUUAUCAUAAAGAAUUUUUUUUUUUAAUGUGGUUUAGAGAAAAAACUAUCAAACAAUUUAGGAAAACAAAUAAUUUUAAAAAGAUAUUUCCUCAAAAAAAAAAAAGAUUCAGAAAUUUAAACAAUUAUAUUACUUUUCUUAGCUGCUGAAACAUUUAUCGGAAGGUGGUGUGUUCCAUUUAGGUUGAGCUUAAUUAUAUAUAAAUCCCUUAAUUUUUACUUGUUACUGAUUAUCAUAAAGAAUUUUUUUUUUUUAAUGUGGUUUAGAGAAAAAACUAUCAAACAAUUUAGGAAAACAAAUAAUUUUAAAAAGAUAUUUCCUCAAAAAAAAAAAAAGAUUCAGAAAUUUAAACAAUUAUAUUACUUUUCUUAGCUGCUGAAACAUUUAUCGGAAGGUGGUGUGUUCCGUUCCAAUGUGGUGCAGAAGUCCUGUCAACUCAUAUCUGAAGGUUAUAAUGACGCAGCCCUGGAACUCUACUUAACAAUGCCAAGAGUAGAAGAAGGCAUACUUGUAUACAAAACAGGCAGCUUUUUGCUGAAGACCAUGAUCAUUAAUGGUCAGGUAAGUCAAAGGUCAAUACUACCUCAACUGAAAACCAUGGGGAGACAAAAUAUACAUUUUUUUUCAAAAAGAGUCUGAGCAGGCUUUGAUAUUGGAAAUUUGUUAACACUUAACCAUUUAACUUAUAUAUUUCACUUCCAUUGUAAAUUUCACUUCUUUUAUACUUUACUCACAGGGAUCGGAAGAGGUGAUGAGCAUGGCAGAUAAGAUAUUAGAGCUCUAUCCUGGAAAUUUGUGCCUUAAAAAUGCAUUACUCUAUGCAUACAAAGCCAAGAGAACUGGUUAGUAAAUGUCACAAUUAAUAUAACACAAUUUUAAUUUUUGUUAGAAAAUCAAUGCCAUUAAUUUAAUAUAUUUAAAAAUUGCAAAUGUAAGAAACAUUAUCCUGUAAUCAAAAAGUAAAUGUAUGCAAUAAAAAAUUUUUAAAGAAAAUUACUCUUUACAGAUAAAAAUGAUCACAAAUAACUUUUGAUCUUUUAAUCUUGUAUAUUAAAGCAUAUUCCAUUGUAUUUGCAAAAACUUUUAUGUUUGCGAUGACCACCAUUGUCCUUUAUCUAGUUAGGAUCAGAGUCUAGACAGACUUGUUUACAUACAAAAGUUAUCUUCUUCUAUAUUUUGAGGGACCACGAUCAAUGUAUUGAUUAUUCUGGCUCCUAUAAUAUAUAUAUAUAUAUAUAUAUAUAUAUAUAAUUAUAUAUUUAUUUCUAGAACUUGCAGUACAGUUGUUGGAAUCUAUGCAUACCAAGGUAAUGUUUAUUCAAGGGGAACCCAAUUGAAAUCAUCAUAUCUUUAUUAUAUGGGGUUACUGAAAAAUCAAUUUACAUAGCUUGUUAAGAGAGUAUCUCUGUUAAAAUGCUGGCCAAACCCAACCAGAACAUUCAAUCGAACAUUGUCACACAUCCGCAAUAAGUGAAGCUACUAUUAUUACCAUUAUAGCAUGGCCAUUGCUAAAAAUUUUGGAACAUUUUUUAGUGAGUUUAUUAAGAAAAAAUACAGUGUAAUACAUAUAUGUAUUUCUUGUACAUUUAAAAUGUUAAUCCUACUUAUGUUUUUUUUCUCCAUUUUUUAAGAAUCAUAAUAUCAAAGUAGCUUAUCUUCUGCCAGCCAUCUGUGACUAUAGAAAAAGCAACAACAAAGAAGGUAAUGAAAAUAAAACUUAAUGUAGCUGAGUGGUGGUCACUAAAGUUAUAAAUAUUUACCAACACUUUAAACAUAACAGCUUUUAUUUCAACUCUAGCUUAUAUACCUGUCUUCACCCGGGAUUACAUUUACUCAUGUUUAACAUAAUGGCCUGGUCCAUAAUGUGUCAUAUAAUUUAUUACGGAGUUCUAUAAAAAAACUUUUGAUAGAUUUUCAAAGUAAUUUUUAAUAACUAAAUCGUUGAAGGGACUGGUCCAUAAAGUGCAACAGUUAUCACACAAGGGGGAAGUUAACCUUUAAUAGUUGUAUCAUAUAAAUCGUUUAAUGAAUUUGCCUUUUUGAUUAUUAUUUGGGCUCCAGGUCUCAUAGACUUAGCCUAUGCCAAAGUUAUCUUGUGCUGCUAUUUCCUUCAGACAGCUUGAACGCAGUCAUUAACAUAUUAUUCUUUAUCUUUUAAAAAGAGUGCCUUGUUGAAAUCCUGUAGAUAAUUAUUCAGGGUAAAAUUUAAAAUGUUAACAGCGGUUGAAAGUCCCAAGUGUUAACCAUUGUAAUUUGAUUGAGAGCUCCCGUUAACUGCCAGGAUCAUAAGAUGUCAUUUAAUUUAUUACUUAAUAUGGGACCUAUCGAAAUCCUUAAACUUAAAUAAGCUUUAAAAGAUGAAAAUUGUUUGAGUGGAACAGGUGGAGAGUAAAAACCACUAAUUGUCAUUUAAUUUUUCACCUUAUCAGAAUUCUUUAAUCAUAAAUUUUAGAUUUUGUUAAUUGUUUGACCAAGUCCAAAAGGUAACAUUUAAUUUAUCACGUAAAUGUUGGUCUUUUUCAGUUUCUUCCUAUUGAUAUUUGGGUAAUUUUUAAAAGUUUCAAAUCAUUCCGUUACGUGCCAAAAUUAUAAGUCAAAAAGAGGCUCUAUUAAAUAGCAAUUAAAUAAAUAUUCAAGGUAACUUGAAAAAUUGUAAAUAGGUUGAGAUGCCCUGUAAAAUGUCAGGUCAAGAAGAUAUCAAAGUUAUCCCUUAAAAUUAAAAGGGGCUCUUUCAUAAUCCAUUUCAUAAAUAUACUAGGUAACAUUUUAAGUUGUAAAUCGGUUUAGGGGUACCAAUGUUAAAAGUUAAAAAAUACUUUGGAGUUCCUGUAUUUUUGAUUCUAUGAUUAAAUUUUUGAAAAGCAAAAAGCAUAUUUAGCUUUAUUUUUAUGAAACUCAAAGUAACUUUUAAAAGCUAUAAAUUGGUUGAGAGGCUAAGGUGAGGGUCCAAAAGGUGCCAUUGAAUCUAUCACUUAGAAAGGUAGCCAAUCUUGCUGAGAUAUGAAAGUUUAACUUAAACUGGUGUUUUCAUGUUCUUUUCUGGUCAUUUCUUUCUGUGCAGGCAUUUAUAAAACAGUUGGCAUGCUGCUGGAGCUGACCAGUGGGGAGGACAUGUAUGAACAGUUGCUCCACUGUGCCUAUCCAGCUCUCUCUGCAAUAAAUGAAAGCAGAGAGGACAUUAUUCUCAAUUUCAAGGUAAAUCAAUCAACUCUGAUUGGUCCUUUAUUACUAGUUUGUUAUGUUACAAAUUUGGCACUUCUCAUAAUUAAAAAAUAAUUUCUGAGACAUUUCUCAGGAAAUAAACUGAACUAACGAUGUUAACAGCUGUUGCAAUCCUGUUAUUUGUUUGAGUAACCCAUCCUUCCAAUUUAAGAUGAAUCUCAAAUAGUUCCAUUAUCAUAUUUCUCAGUUUCUUUCAUAACAUAACACAUCAGUUUACACAGCUUUGUUGUUCAAAUUGUACUUACAGAAUCAUGAAAAAACUUGGAAUACAGUAUUUUUUUGCGCUGAUCUUGUGGAGAAAGGUUUUAAUGCUGCUUUCAAAAAUGGUAAUGGAGUAAUCAUUUAAUAUGUAACUGGUUUAUAUCCUAUUUUCAUAUUUCUCUGUCAUUGUGAAAUAUUCUUAUUAACUUCUUAUUGGGUUGUUAAAUUAGUUAUAAUUAUCAAUAACACAUUUCACCUAAUAUACUUUCAAAUCUAAGCAAAAAAUAACAAUAACCAUCAAAUAAGGUGCCAGAAAAAUACAGUAAAAUGGGUGUGUCGUUCGGAUCAUGACAAAGACCCCAUGACAACAGAACUUAUUAAAAAUGGAGAAACAGAGCUACACACUCAGACACAUAAACUUAUAACUAAAAUCUGGCAAGAUGAGAAAUUUCCAACAGAAUAGGAAACAACACUCAUAACCCCAAUACACAAGAGAGGUUCCAAACCUUCAAUUCACAAACUACAAAGGAAUUUCUCUAUUAAAUGUUUCAUACAAAAUACUGAAAAAACUAAUUGGCAAGAGACUACAACAGUGUGCUAAACAAAUGCUAGGUGACUACCAAGGUGGAUUCAGGCUAAACAGAUAAUGACUGAUCAGGUUUUCACCAUUAGAUGCCUAUCAGAGAAAUAUUACGAAUAUAUUAUCCCAGUGUACUAACUCUAUGUGGACUAUAAAAUGACUAUCUGUAUGAGACUCUGCAUUAGUUUGGCAAACUGAAGAGACUGAUACAUAUAUCAUUAAACUAAACAACUAAAAAAUCAAGGUUCAAAGUGAAUAUUCAAGGAAAUUUCAGAUUAGACAAGACCCAAGACAAGGAGACUCACUGUCUUUUGUGCUGUUUAAUCUAAAGAUUGUAAAAAGCAUACACUUUGACACCGAGGAACAAUCACAGUUUCUGAGGGAAACUUAAGACCAACAACCAGAAGGCACUUUCUACAACCAACCCCUUCAAUAUCUUGCAUAUGCUGAUAACAUUGCACUGUUAAGGAACAGUAGUAAAGACAUAUCAAAAGCUUUUAUUGAAUUAGAUGGCGCAUCACUACCUGCUGGGCUGGAAGUUAACAACCAAAAAAGAAAAUACAUGGCAAUGUUGAGAGAACUGAGAGAUGAGAACAUGAAAAUUACGAACCACACUUUUGAAAAAGUAAAUCAUUUCAAAUAUUUUUGAUCCUAAGAAAUGAAUUACUACACAAAAUAUGCAAGUGAAACUUUGACCCUAACAAAAGAAAUGAAUUACUACACAAAAUAUGCAAGUGAAACUUUGACCCUAACAAAAUUGGCAGACAAUCUAUUAUACACGUGGGAGAGAAAAGUUAUCUUGAAAAUAUAUGGACCAACAAAGGAUUAAUAUGGAUUUAGAAUACGAACCAACCAGGAAUUGUAUGUACUAUACCAGGAUCCCUACUAGUAGCAGAAAUAAAAAAGGGUAGGCUGCGCUGGUCGGACCACUUAAAAGAAUGACAGAGGAGUGAAGAGGGUGCACCACCAAAACCCUAGAGGAAAACAGUUCAAAAGCAGACUGAGGCUUAGAUGGAUAAGAUGUGGAAAAAGAUCUACAGCAGUUGGGAACCCAAGCAUGUAAAAGAAAAGCAUUAAUUAGGUCUGAGUGGAAGGAAGUGGUGAGGCAGGCCAAAACCCUGCAUGGGCUUAUCACUACAGUGAUGAAUGAACAUAUACAUAUUUAUAUAAAAAUAAAUGACAAAUUAGUUAAGAACUAAAAAGAACAACCUAUCAAAAUAAUUAAAUAUACAAUUAUUUUUACUCUUUUUCCAUAAAAAUUAAAAUUUCACUAUAGUAGCUUAAAAAUAAAUUAAAUAUUAGCUAAGAAAAUAUCUUUAUGGUUUUGAAGUUGUUGUUGCAAUUAUUUCAUCAAUUUUAUUAGGAUUCUUGUCUUAUACUUUAUCAAGACCCCAUCCUAUAGCAAAAAGUAUGCAAAAAAAUUUAAAAUAAUCUCUACUGCUAUUUUUUCAAUAUUUAUCUUUGUUAUUUAUGUCCUCUAUUUAUGAUGCAUUGUGAUUAUCUGCAGCUGAAGGCAAAGAACUAGCACCUUUAAAUUCUAUUCUGGUCUCCAGUUUGACCAGUGCAACCAAAAACUAUUUGUUUCAAGAAUGGGAGACUUGUGUUUCUGUAAGUACUGGGCUAUUUAUUUUACUUUUAAAAUCCUUUCUAUUAACUGCGCUUAUAUUCCUGGGUGGCAGGCAAACUCUUCGGACUGCUAAUUGACCCACUUCACAUCAACCUACUUAGCUGAAACUUAGCACACAGACAUUUCCAAUGACAACACAUUUUUUUUAAAUUUUCAGCUUUACCCUCCAACUCCAUCCCCAAGAAUAAGUUUUUCCUAUUUUCAAGGGGAAGAUGAAGGAAACAUGAUGCCUUUAAGUUCAUGAAAUAAACUUCGCCCUAUCUGCGUUCAAUGAUAUUCUUUAAAAAAUAAAUCGCAAGUGCAUUUGGUUGUAAUAUUUUCUUUUGUUUUUCUCAAAUAGUUGGUGAAAUAAAUCUGCUGUGUAAAAGCGGGUGGGACAUUAGAAUAUUAAUACAAGAUAAAAUAAUAAUAAAUGCAUAUAAAGGAUUUUUACAAAAAACUUUGUUUUUACGGGUUGUUAAAUUUAGCUUUGAUAACCAUUGGUAUCUCUGUGUUGUAAAAUAUCUUGUUAACAUUUGUUUUACUUUCUAUAUCCUGUAAUAGGCCUAUUACUUUUAGACAUUAUAUUAAUGCAAAUACCAUACCAAUAUAACAAUAUAUUUUUCAUUCAGAUAUAUUAUUUUGAGGUUGCAAUAUAUUAAACUAAGAGCAUAAAGAGGGGAAAAAAGCCUAGAUUCAAUGUUUAUUAUGAUGUUAUAAAUGUCAUGUACAGUCUGUUAUAUGACUUACAAUGUCAUUGAUCUAAUAAGGCCAUUUUGUUCUUUAGAUAUUGCACUGGUUGAAUGGCCUCCCUGGUAUUGAUAAAACCAUGAUAAAGUACACUACUGGAGAAUUUGUGAGGUAUCUUGUCGUCAAAGAAAACUUUGAUGUUGCUGGCAAAUUUCUGGAUGCUCUACAAAAAAAGGUUCAAAAUUAUAGAUUCAUUCAAAUAAAUUGCUAGAUUCUUAAAAAAUUUAGAUUUUCACAUAUUUCAAAAAUUUGAUUUUAAAAAUAUGCUAAAUUUGUAAAAAUAUAAUAGAAAUGUGAGUCAUGUCUGGAAAGAAUGGCUAAUUUUAAAUUAGGCAUAUCUGUCUUCUUUUUCUUUAAUAAACUUGUAAGGAGUGAGGUUAGCCUUUAUAUGCUGUGCAUUCAAGUUCUUUGAGUCUAUGAUAAAUAAGGUAGCCAUUUACUAGAGUUAAAGCUCCCAAAAUAAAUUCAAUUCAAUGGAAAUAAACAGAAUUUAAUUUAGUUAGAUUAAUUAGACACCAACAAUUUGUGUCAAUAUUACAAUAUAAUUUAAGCUUUAAUAAUAAUUAUACAUAAUACACAAGUAAACGUUUCGGCACAUGCCUUCAUCAGUACAACAACAAAACAUUUAAAUAAGUAUAAAUUAAAUAUACAUAAUAUAUAUAUACAUGUAUCCUACCUAAAAAAUAGGAGGGGGCUUUUUGUCUGGUUUUUGCGGCCUCUCCUAUUUUUUGAAUUUUUUAAAAAAUUUUUAUAUAUUCAAAUGCCCAAUAGAGUGUUGUGCCACUGAUGAUGUUGAUAUUGUACAUGUUACAUGUUGAUGGAUAUCAUUUUUAAGUUUUAUAUUAUUCCGAUUUUUUUAAAGAAAUGAAUCAUUUUUAACCUUUCUAUUUUUUUAUACAGCAACUUAAACUGAUGUCUGGUUUUCCUACAAUAAAAGUUCUUGACGGGAUACCUAAAAAUAUCAAAGAUGUAAGCAUACUAGAAAUGCAUAAUUCUUGGCAAGUUAUAAGGUUUACCCAACAUGAUUGCUCUUGUAAAAUGGUCUAGAAUGGAAAAAAGCAAUUUUUGGUAGAUUGUCAUUAAGAUAAGUCAUUAAAAUAAACGUGAAUAUGGCUCUAAUUCAGUUUUCCACUUUCAAUAAUUGUGCUAACUGGGGAAAAAUUUUACAGAUCAUUUGGAAUAUGAUGAUCUUCUGUAAAAAAAAAUUUGUGGCAUAAAUCUUCUAUCAAUGUUCUGUAAUCUUUUAUCUUCUUCAGAAAAUACGUCAAGUUUGUUCUGUUCCAGUAAGUAAUUUAAAUUUUUUUUAAACAAUUCUCUUCUUAAAUAAAUUUGAAAUUUUUGUUUUCUUAUUGCCAUCAAUUUUGGAAUAAAAAAUCAAAUUUGUUCAGUUGUAAGUGCUCCUUCCUUGUUUUUUGCUUAAAACUAAUUCAUUAUAUUUUGAUUUGUAGCAUAAUGGCCCCAUUGAAGCAGUAGAGUAUUUUGACUAUAAAGAGUUUGAUGAACUGACUAAAGAAACAUUUGACAAAAGAAGAGCAAAAGUACACUCUAAGUCAUUCUCUCCGUCCAAUGAAGCAGUGGAGUAUUUUGACUAUAAAGAGUUUGAUGAAAUAACUAAAGAAAGAUUUGGCAAAAGAGAAGAAAACGUACGCACCAAUUCAUUCUCUCCAUCUAUUGAACUUUUGAAUAAAGCUAUGGAAAACAAUGUAAGUAAAUUAAUGUAGGUGCUUAUAAAGUUAACAUUUAAAGAUAUAAAUUUAUGUAAUAUAAAAAUUUUAUUUUAAAACAUAUUUUUAAACUAUUGGAAAUAUGAAACUUAAAAUGUACAGGUACAAAUUUCACUUUUGUUUAAAACUGUGAAGUUCAUUAAAGAUUUAAAAAAAUUAGAACAUUUUAGAUUUUUAUUUUUUAAAUGUGUGAUAUUCACAAAAAAAAUUUGACCCCCCCCCCCCCACCCCAUCAUGUGAAACGAAUUNGUGGUUUUGAAUAGUGUAAUAUUAAAGAAGAACUUGUAAAUAAAGAACUCUGUUAUUUUCAUAUUCAAUACUCUGUGUUAUUGCUAAUUAUUAAUUAUAGUCAUCAAGUGGGGUCGUGGACGAAGGCAUUUGUUUGACAUAAUUGUUUACCUAGACAACAAGCAGGGCUUAUCAAUCUGCCCAUUCAGUAUCCACACUUACUGAGAGAGUUAUUUGUACGAAGGAAGAUCAUAACAUUUGGGGGCCCGUCCUGUUAUGUGGAGGCGGUCAUAACAGUCAGAAAGAAGAGAUAAACCGCAUUUGGAUCUGACUUUUCUCUAACUCCCUGCCCGCUUUAGAUUUAGUGUGGCAGAACUGUUACUUUAACUUAAAACACAGAAGGAAGGAAUACCACCAAUAGACUAAUUUUUAACACAAUUUGAUCCUUUGCCAUUGUCACAUUUUCUAAUAAUACUUUAAAUAAAUUCAAAUUAAGGUGCUCUACCCUGACACCUCCAUGACCAAAUGACAUAAUAGUUGUUGAUUUAAGGAUACAUUCUUUUUAAUUUGUUGAGAGCUUUGUGUUGAUGUUUCCUCUUUCUUUACAUCAGGACUUGGUACAGAUUAAACAAAAUCUUCAACAACUUGAAGCUACUGGAUUUAAAAUAAAACCUUUUCACUUGACUGCUCUGAUCAUAAAGUUUCUAAACUUAGGAGAUGUUGAAAGCGCUACAUCCUAUUUUGAGCAACUGUGAGUUAACAUUCAUAUAAUAAUAAUAACAUAUUUACUUCCUCUUAUUUAGAAACAUUUAAAGUUAUUGGUGUUCAGUAUAGAAAUAUAAUAGAAGCUAUUUGUUUAUGAGUAACUUUUGUAUUUGAAUUUUUUAGGAAAACCACAUCAGAAGGGAAGUACAGCCAAAUUGUACCUUUAAGAUUUGGAGCAGAGUUGGUCAAGAAAGGAGAUUUAGAUGGUAUGAUUAUCAGCUUGUUUUUUGUAAGAGCUUUGAUGUCUAAUUAUUCUUAGACCAAACUUAAUUAAUGCUAUUUUUUCAUCUAUUUCAAACUUCUCUUUUGUGUUGUAGGAGCUUUGAACAUGAUACAAAUAGCAAGUAAGAGCCAGUUGCCCAAAGACAAUGCCUGGAGCUAUGCUAUUUCUGAAGCUAUCGAACAAAUGUUGAAGAAUUCCUCUACUAUAAUGGAUGCUGAGAAAUUGCACCAAGCUAUUGUUAAUUCUAACAUUGUUAAGGACAAUGAAGCUCUGAGGGUUCACCGUUGGUUUGUAUCCAGAAUAAUAUCAGAGUAAGUGUUGAAAUGUAAUAUUCCUUUAUAACUAAAGUAAGACAAAUCCUUAAUGUUACUGUUUAUUUUAUCUAUGUCUGUGAGUUCUAGCUUUAUGCUAUUUUAAAAGAUCAUGAAUAAAAAAUUUUAAAACUGAUUUUGACCAGACUGUUUGUUACGCACUGACUUGUAUUGGGAGAAAUUAAUCUCCUAUUUUAAUUGGCUCGUUGUAAGCAGUGCCUAACAAAGGACGAUACCAUAGAAUCAACAAUAUUAAAGAUACGACCCAAAACAGUUACUAGUUACAAUUAAUUAAGAUUUAUUAUGUCUUAAGAUAAUUACAAAAUAAAAUAAAAUAAGAUCUCGUACCGGUACACAGUUAAUACAAUUAGAAAUAAUGAUGCCAAUAAAUAAUGCGAAAUAAACACAUAUAAGUAGGAGCACACAAGUACACAAAGAAUAAAACACGCCUCGUAAUGUUAAGAAAAUCUAUAUGAAAAAUCUCCGUCCGUCCGUGCCUGUCAAUCCCUUAUAUAGGUGUAGAGUAAGGUGCUUCCAGAAGGGCUUAUGACGUGUUGUUUACAUAUCUCGGGUUAAGGAGUACAUUCCAGAAAGUACCCCGAGUCAUUAUACCCAAUGCGUAAUUGGAAGCCGAUUGUAAACAAGAUACUUCAAAGGCCUAAGCCACACCCCUUUGUGAACACAGCGUCUCAUGCGGGGUCAAUCAGAGGGCACGCACGAGAAAUAUGAUGUAAACAAGCUCUCUGUAACACUGUUAGUCUCCUUUGAUAAACUUUGACAGUUCCAGACAUUUUCUCUAUGAAAUUUGAUUAUACAAGGUUUUACUUAAAAAGUAUUUUAAUUUAUUUUAAGAGAGUUUUAAAUUUGAAUUCCAUAAAGUGAGAAUUAUUGUUCUUGUGCUCUUAAGAUAGGAAAACCUCUUUUUUUCUUCAUGUUAUUGGAUUCUUCUGUUAAUAUAGAGAUGAUGAUGAUGAACUGAUCCGACAGUUGAAGGCUCUACAUGAAAAACAUAAAGUCUUUCCAGCAUUGGAAAUGGUCUUGGAAAGGUUUAUUUCAAAGAAAGAUGUGGAGAAGUUAAAACAAGGUGAGAACAGGAGCAGAGAAAUCUUCCCUUCCUUUUUUUUAAAGUUAGAAUUUUAAAGGGUGCACCAGAAAAAAAAAAAAUCAAAGCUGUAGCAUUAAACUCCUCGUAUCAGAUAAGUGUUAUUCUUAAACAAUUUUUAUCCAUUGACACUGUUGACUUCAUGAGAAGCACAUCAAAUUAAAAAUGCUAACUCUGGCUUGGAUGAAAAAAAAGCCACCAACUUUUAUCACGUCACUAAUUUUUUUAAUUAACAUCAUUCUAUGAGAAUAGAAAUGAUGUUAACACAAUAUUAUUAAGCAUGUUAUUUAGUGAGAAGCCUUUAAUGUUAAUUCUGUGGAUUUAGUAAAGUCAUCAUUAGUAAAAUUUAUUUUUGAGCCACCAUGUCCGAUUUUAUAUUAACUUAGAUAUCAUUUGAUUGUCUUACAGUGAUGGAUUUGGGAAUCGGUGUAUUUGGUGCUAACUAUUUCCACCACUGUUUGGCCAUUAGCUUUAUACGCUGUGGCUUGCCCAACAAGGCUGCUGUAAUACUGCAGGUCAGAAAAUUUAAAAAAAAAAAACGAUCAUCUAUAUAUUUUUUAUAUUUAUAAAAUUUGUAAUCAAGACAAGAAUUGGGGUUGUUGGCUAUAAAAAUUAAAUAGUCUGUCAUUUACUCAUUUUUAAUUUGUUGCUUUUUUGUUGGUAGCCUUUGCUCUUGAUACUUUUUUUUAAAAACCACUAAUUCCUAUUUUCAGACUCCUGGCCUCAAGCUCAACCAGAAUUAUAUCCUAGAUAGUUGUCAAUAUUUUAUUAAAGCAAAAAAGGUCAGUUAAAAAUUUAAGGUCUUAUUACAACCAGGAUCGUGCAUUCAGGAGUCGGUAAAUUUUUUAUUUUAAAAAAAAAUUACAGACGCCUAAUUUAAUAUUACAAUUUUUAUUCCAAUUAUUAAUUUUUAAAAAUAAAGUUUGGGAUCUUGAUAUUAAUUUCAGAUAGAUUGUUUAUCAGCUUUGGUUGACAUAACAAAGUCUAUGCCAAUCAGUAGAUCAGCGCUGUUACAACAACUGGCCCAAGGUUAUAGUAAGUAUACAUUACCCGGUAAACUAAAACUCCCCACACAGAGCCUGAAGUGGAGUGAUUAUUUUUAUUUGAUUUAAUCAUUUCUAUAGUGUUUAAAAUUCUCAAACAUUGUUUGAACCCAGUUAAAAUAAGAUCCAUGGUUUUAACGUUCUGUACUCCUCAGUUGCUGUCGGUGACCUUAAAAAAGCCACAGAUGUUUUACAGCAGUUCACUGAAGACUUUUCCAAACCACCCAAACCAUUAUUACAGCAGCUUGUCAUUGCUCACAGAAAUGCCAAUGUCCCACUCCCUGAGCUGCUUCAAGUUUUCCUAAAAGAUCUUAAGCCCAAUGUAAGCACUGUCAUCAUUUAUUUUAAAUAUUAUUACUAGGGCUGACUGGGUGCGUUUUUUUUUAAAACCGGUGAGUUCAAGUGUUAAAAGAAAAUGGUCAACUUUUCAUUUUCUAUAAAUUUAAUACAUGCCAGCCUUCAAAUAAUAGGCCUGCAGACAGUCCUACACAUUACCUGCUGACCUUUAAACAAUAGGCCUGCCAGUCUACACCCUACCUGCCGAAAACAAUAGUCAUGCAGACAGUCCUACACCCUACCUGCAUGCCUUUAAACAAUAGGCCUUCAGAUAGUCCUACACCAUACCCAUGACUCUAUUGAUUGAUAUAAUGGUCGCCUCCGAAAAAAUUCAACCGACACGCAUGACACUCGCUGCUCAACAGCUUUUUUUUCCUCUCUGCACUAUUAAUGUAUAACAUUUUGAGUAGUGGGAGGGCCAGUUGUGAAAAGGAAGCAGCCAUACCAGAAGCAAAAUAAAUAUAAAUAUUAGGGUCAAGCCCUGAGAACUGGAGGACUGCAUUCAUUCAUCCUGUGGUGCUACAGCCCAUGUAGGGCUUUGGCCUGCCUCACUACUUCCUCCUACUCAGACCUAACUAAUGCUUUUCUUUUACAUGCUUGGAUUCCCAGCUGCUGUAGAUCUUUUUCCACAUCAUCCAUCCAUCUAAGCAUAGAGCUGUUUUUCUGGGGUUUUGGUGAUGUACCCUUUUCACUCCUCUGUCAGUUUGCACUAUUUCUAAGUGUCCUGCCUAGCAUAGCCUACCCUUUUUUAUUUCUGCAACUAACGUGGGAUCCUGAUAUAGACUAGUCUAUACAAUUCCUGAUUGGUUUUUAUUCUCUAUCCAGAUUCAUCCUUUGUCAGUCCAUAUAUUUUCCGGAAAACUUUUCUCUCCUUUGUAAUAGGUUUUCUACCAUUUUUGUUAGGGUCCAAGUUUCUCUUGCAUAUGUUACAACUGUCUGAUUAAAGUUUUGUAAACAGUUUUAUGUUUGUCUUGUAUUGUUUUUACUUUUGAGUUUUUUUCCCGACUUCUGAAGUAUGCCCUGUACAAAAGUAUUGCAGGAAACCCUUGCUAAAGGGUCACCAGAUGGUACUAUUGACUCUAAGUGGACUCAUUUGUGUGAUGCUGUGUACAAUUCAGCUAUGUCCGCCUACAGUAAAAUGUAGCAUAAAAAUAAUGACUGGUACGAGGCACAUUGGAAUGUGAUGGAACCUGUAACCGAGAAGAAGAGAUGAGCUCUACUUGUCCGCACACUUCAAAAAUAUCAACACUCAAGUCCAAGACAGGUCAAAUUAUCCAGAACCCAAGCAAUCAACUGCGACGUUGGGUAGAGCAUUAUCUUGAACUAUACGCAACAAUGAAUGUAGUCACUGAGAGCGCUCUGAAUAAUAUUCUCGUCUUGUCAAUAAUGGAAGAACUAGAUGAAGAGCCAACUACGCAGGAGCUCGAAAAGGCAAUUGAUUACCUUGCUGAUGGGAAGGCACCAGGGAUUGACAGCAUUCCACCGGAAGUCCUCAAAAAGGGGACAACAAUACUACAUCAGCUCCUCUGUCUGUGUUGGGUAGUAGGUCACAUUAACCAGGACAUAAGAGACGCCAACAUUGUAACAUUGUCCAAAAAUAAAGGGGACAGAAGUGAUGGUAAUGAAUACCGAGAAAUUUACUCUCCUUGACUUAGUUAGAAAGACUUUUGCCCUUGUUACCCUUAAAUGAUUGCAGAGUCUGGCUAACCGCAUCUUCCCAGAUUCCCAGUGUGGCUUCCAGAGUGGGUGCUCAACUAUAGACAUGAUAUUCUCAUUACGCCAAAUGCAGGAGAAGUGUCAUGAACAGCAUAUGCCUCUUUAUAUUGCUUUCAUAGAUCUGACAAAGGCUUUUGACUUGUUAAGUUGGAGAGACCUGUUCAGUAUCUUGCAAAGAAUAGGUUGUCCCCCACGACUGCUCACAAUCAUACAGUCAUUUCACAAAAACAUGCACAGCACAGUAUCCUUCAAUGGCAUUCCCAGUGAACAGCAGAGUAAAACAGGGUUGUGCACUGGCACCAAUGCUCUUCUCCAUUUUCAUCUCGCUGCUCCUACAAUUUACCUUCAGGGACUGUGAAGAUGGAGUCUACAUCCAUACCAGAUUUGAUGGUAGGCUGUUCAUUAUCGCCCACCUUCGUUUUGCACCAAGGUAAAAAAGGUACUAAUUCAUGAGCUGUUGUUUGCUGACGAUGCGGCCUUAACAUCUCACACAGAAGGCGGUCUUCAGGGACUGGUUAAUCGUCUAUCACACGCUUGUAAAGAGUCCCCUCCAAUCAUAUCUAUUGAGGCCUGAGGGCCAUAACCUGUCAGUUGUUGAGCAUUUCACAUACAUUGGAUCCAAUAUUUCUAGUUCUCUCUCCUUUGAUGAAGAGAUAAAAAUCAGGAUCGCAAAAGCAGCAGCAAUUAUGGCUAAACUGAAUAAGCGGGUGUUGAAUAAUAUCAACUAACUGAAAAAACAAAACUAAGUGUCUAUCAGGCAUGUGUGCUUAGUAUGCUCCUAUAUGGCAGUGGAGUGUGGACCACAUAUACCAGUCUUGAGCGGAAACUCAACAGCUUCCAUCAAAGAUGUCUGCGUCGUAUUUUACGCAUUUGAUGGCAGGGCAAGGUGCCUAACGCAGAGGUCUAAGAACGUGCAAAAAUGUUUAGCAUAUUCUUUGCUCUUAGCAAGAGGCACCUUUGCUGGUUAGGAAAGCCAUACUCCACGUAUCAAUACCUUCUGCAUGAAAGACCCUGCGCUAACGCAGCUGUUCACAGACAAGGUGAAAGAAGGUAUCUCAAGGAUGUCCCCAUGCGUCACCAUUGACACGAAAUGGACGCAUCUCAGAGACACAAUCUAUACAUCCGCAAUACAGGCCUUUGGCAAAAAAUCUCACAAAAACACGGACUGGUUCGAUGAACAUUGGGACGAGAUGAAACCUGUCACUGAAGCCAAAAGGAAAGCUCUUACGGCUUACAAGGAAAAGCCUACACCCGACAGGUUGCAUGCCUUAAAAACAGCCAAGUCACUUGCCCAAAAGGUUGCACGUAAUUGCGCCAAUACCUACUGGCUUAACCUCUGUUCCAGCAUACAGUCAGCUGCAGAUAUGGGCGAUGCAAAAGCAAUGUACGAAAACAUCAAAAAGGCAACUGGCCCCUUGACGUCCAAAGUUGCUCCUCUGAAGUCCAAAAAUGGAGAAAUUAUCCAAGACCGGGCAGCACAGCUAAAACGGUGGGUUGAGCAUUAUCUGGAAUUGUAUUCAACAGUUACCACAGUCUCCAGCACUGCUCUAGAUGACAUACCAGAUAUGCCACUCAUGGAAGAACUUGAUGUCGUGCCCUCACAGGAAGAGCUGAGCAAAGCUAUUGAUAGCCUAGCUUGUGGAAAAGCGCCUGGGGAUGAUGGAAUACCACCAGAGGCUCUAAAGAGUGGUAAGAUAGCUUUACUCCAACCAUUGCACGAGAUUCUGUCCCUCUGCUGGGAACAGGGCUACAUCCCCCAAGACCUAAAGGAUGCAAAUAUAGUGACACUAUAUAAAAACAAAGGUGAUAGGAGUGAUUGCAAUAAUUAUCGCGGCAUUUCACUCCUUAGUAUUGUAGGAAAGGCCUUUGCCCGUGUCAUACUAACACGUUUACAGAGUCUAGCAUCCCGUGUCUAUCCAGAAUCUCAGUGCGGUUUCCGGUCUGGGCGGUCUACCAUAGACAUGGUGUUCUCCAUACGACAGCUCCAUGAAAAAUGCAGAGAGCAGCAGAUGCCACUGUACAUUGCCUUUGUGGACCUUACAAAAGCCUUUGAUUACGUCAGUCGCAACGGGCUAUUCAAAAUACUGGCAAAAAUCGGCUGUCCCCCUCACCUACUUGCCAUCAUCAGAGAGUUCCAUGAAAAUAUGCAGGGUACAGUGCAGUUCGAUGGAGCCAAGUCAGAAGCCUUUCCAGUCAGCAGCGGAGUUAAACAAGGUUGUGUACUCGCACCAACACUGUUCGCAAUAUUCUUCUCUGUACUACUUCGAUACGCAUUCAAGGAUAGCAGUGAGGGAAUCUGGUUACACACCAGAGCUGAUGGAGGACUUUUCAACACUGCCCGCCUCCGAGCCAAGACCAAAACGACAGAUGUCCUAAUUCGCGAGCUACUAUUUGCGGAUGAUGCGGCACUAACAGCACACACAGAAAUUGGUUUGCAACAACUCGUGUCAAGCUUCUCCAAUGCCUGCAAAGAAUUUGGUCUGCAAAUCAGCUUGAAAAAGACAAACAUCAUGGCCCAAGACACUUGACCUCCACCUAACAUAAAAAUCGAUAAUGAAAACUUGGAGGUUGUGGACAGCUUCACCUACUUGGGGUCCAAGGUCUCCAAUACACUGUCCAUUGAAGAAGAAAUUAACAGCAGAAUCGGCAAGGCAGCUGCCACAAUGGCUAAACUAAAUAAACGGGUCUGGAAAAACACCAAGCUAACGGAGAAAACCAAACUGUGCGUCUAUCGAGCUUGUGUCAUCAGUACACUACUAUACGGGAGCGAGACAUGGACCACCUAUACAUCCCAAGAGCGCAAGCUUAAUAUCUUCCAUAUGAGAUGCCUGCGUCGCAUCCUUGGUAUUAAAUGGCAAGAAAAAGUGACUAAUAGUGAGGUCCUAAUGCGUGCGAAUACCCAAGGCAUGUUCACAAUCCUUAGUGAAAGACGCCUGAGAUGGCUAGGUCAUGUUAAAAGAAUGAGUCCCGGCCGCAUUCCGAAAGACCUCCUAUAUGGUGAACUUGCUUCUGGAAAGAGGAAAACAGGUCGCCCACGUCUGCGAUUUAAAGAUGUCUGUCAAAGGGACAUGAAAGCAGCCAAAAUACAUACAAGUGACUGGGAGUGUAAGGCAAAAGACCGAUCUACGUGGCGCACAGUUGUCAAAGAGGGCGUCAUGGUAGCCGAGGAGCGAAGAAUGGAAGAGGCUGCAGACAGAAGAGCUAGGAGAAAUGCCAAAACAUUUGGAAGCACGGAACUCGUGUGUAAAAACUGUGGUAAAGACUGUCACUCAAGGAUAGGACUGCACAGCCACUCGAGAAAAUGCAACCCAACCCAACGGUGAUGCACCAUCGUCUCACGAGACGGACGGAUGCCGAUAAGAACUGCAAAGAUGAUGAUGUAUGGAGAGUUGGCAGAAGGGACAAGACUUGUUGGACGGCCACGCUUGAGAUUUAAGAACGUUUGCAAAAGUAGCAUGAGAGAAGCCAACAUUGAUCUCAACAAAUGGGAGUUCAUUGCCAAAGAACGUUCCAGCUGGCGAACAGCAGUAUAUUAGGGGUGUGCCGGAUCCGUUUUUUCCAACCGGAUCCGGAUUUUCUUAUGCGAAAUCCGCCGGAUUUGGAUCCGGAUUCCGGAAUAAUCCGGAUUCCGGUUUCUCCCGGAUUCCGGAUUUUGGUACUUUGCAGAUACCGCUAAAUCUGAGGGGUUGGAUGCCUUCUGAACAGUUGGCACUAUCAUGUAUGGGAUUGGGAAUUGGCCACUAUUAGCGGUGCUGACUCUAGCCUCUGGUAUGUUCGGAAUAUUAAACAUUAAACAAGCUCAAUGCUCGAAACAAUCGAUUAAUGUAUCGUGAUCGUGUGGAAUUCGGGAAAGAGAAUUACUUUUAUUUCAGAUUAUGAUCCGGCAGACCUGUUUACCCUCAAACCCCUAAAAUCGUACAAUCUGGUCUCAAAAUCGUACAAUACAAUAUCUCUAUAGUAAAUAAAUAAAACUACAAAAUAUUUCCAUAUAUUUUGUAAAUGUCGCCGACUGGAUCUUAUAAAAUACCGCUAUGCCAAAAUCCAACGCUCCACUGCAGAACAGUUGGAUCAUCUAUUUUAUUUUAAAAACCAGCUCUAUUUUUACAAUCGCCGCGGUUCUGAGGAACAAAAUAAUUAUGUACCAAAACUACGUCACACGCUUGGUAGCAGUCAAAGGCGAUGGCGGGUGAAGAAGUCUAAAUAUUACUGUUGACGCAGCCAGCUAGUUCACUGUGAUCCCGUCAAUACGAUACGUCGGUUUUUUUUAUUUAUAUCCUUUGACACUCCCACCAAUCCCCUACCCAUGCGUGUCUCCUAUGCCACAAUUUCCGUCAUCAACAACCCCACCUCCCCAGUCCCCAUGAGUGCUUUCGAAAUAUAAUAAGGAUGGUCCCAACUUUAAAAAAAAAAAAAUCCAACCAAUCGUUUUUCUAGUUCAUAUUCACUGCCAGAUCUUCAUUAGAGAGGGCUAAAACGUCCAAACCCGAAAAUUUAUUAAUUUUUUAAAUCUGGGAAAAAAUUUUUUCCACCGGGUCUCUGAAAAUCGUAGUUUUGGAGGGUCUUGCCGUACAAUCAUAAAAGACAUCUAAAAAUCGUACAUUGUACGCCAAAAUCGUAAGAGUAAACAGGUCUGGAUCCGGUGAGUCACAAAAUCUGGCAAAUUCCGAAAUCCGGUAUAUUCCGGAUUCCGGUUGUUCCGGAUACAUGUAAAUCCGGCAGAACCGGAUUUCACCGGACAGUGCAAAAUCCGGCGGAAUCGGAUUCCGAACCGGAUUCCGGCACACCCCUACAGUAUAUGAAGGGAAAAAAGGCAGAAGAUGCGCGAAAAGAAGCCCUCUGCAACAAAAAGUACAAUACGGAAUAAAAAACAUAACCAGGAUUCAAUAUUCUCCUGCGAGAAAUGCAGUCAAAAUUGUCAUUCCAGGAUUGGCCUAGCGAGCCACUCGUCGAAGUGUAGGACUACAUAGCUACUCCAUUGUCUAGCAAAGACGGAAGGAUGCCAUAUAUACAUACUUUUUCAAAAGUGUGGUUUGUAAUUUUAAUGUUCUCAUCUGUCUGUUAUUCUCUUAUCAUAGUCAUGUAUUUUUUUUUUGGUUGUUAACUUCCAGCCCCACGUGUAGUGAUGCGUCUUCUAAUUCAAUAAUGUCUUUACUACUUUUCCUUAACAGUGCUAUGUCAUCAGCAUAUGCAAGAUACUAAAUUAUUACAUCAAGAAAUGGCGUCAGCGGGGCGAGUUUGCACUCUUUAUGCCCCCCCCAAAUUACCCCUCCCUGGUCCAACGUAUCGGAGCGGAGCGGCACAUUGGAGAUGCCCACUCGUCAGGACGGCCCCCACCCGGGCGCUCGCCUGGGGGCCGCCCCAACCAGUAGGCAUCCGGUCCGUCCGACACUAUGUGUUUAAACAGUGCUCUCGAUCGACUUUCUUAUGGAGUUGGGAUGGAAAAUUUACGUCCUAAUAUCUUCCCCCACCCAUCCUGGGAAAGCGUCGGACGCCCUAUAAGAGGGAUUCCACAGUGGGUUUCCACAACGCAACUAGCUCGCGCUGUAGCUGGGACGAAACGGUUGCCUAGGGACAGCUUUCUCAAGGCUGCAUUGUUUGAAUCCUCGGCCAGAGGUUACCACCCUCGCCUCUGUCCUCAUACCCGUCACCGGCAACUUGUAAUCAUGAUCCCUACCCUGGCUCUGCCUAAUUUUCCGGCUGUGAAGUAUCACAACUGGCAGCCCUGUGGGAACUGUUUUAUGUAUGGCAGGUACCAAGCACACCCUUUGUCUGCCCACGCGAGGCGUGCCCAGUAGUUCUGUUCCCCGGCAAACGCCGAGGGGGUCGGUGGCAGACGCUUCCUAAUCGACAGGCCACAACAGACUUGCCAACCGGAAACCGGGGUCUGCCAACCAGAAACUGCAAGAUACUGAGGGGGUUGAUUGUAAAGGGCCCUUAAGAUAUAGAAGAAUAAGAAGAAGAGUGCCCAUUGUUUGUAUGUCUUUGGUUUCCCUCAGAGAGUAUCCUGGUAUAGUUCCUCGGGUGUCAAUAUGUAUGUCUCUUGUAACUCUCUUUAAUGUUAGGUUAAAAUAGCGCAUUAGCAGGCAAAAUUUAGAAAUGUUGGUAGGUUGGAUAGAAUCUGCUUCUUCCAUAUUUUGGGGGCCCACGAUCAAUUUAUUGAUCAUUCUGGCUAUUCUUAGGAACAGUAUGCCGAAAGCCUUCCGUUAAUUGUGAUCAUUUUUCUUUCAAUUUCUAGAAUAAAGGUAGACCAGAUGUGUCCUCAGAUGUUUCAAAGCCUGCAUCGGACUUCACAGGUCAAGAAGAUCAAAGUUCAACUGAUGUUUCCAAGAGUGAAAAAUCACCAGAAUUAGAUGACAAUAAAAAAUAACUGGGAAUGUCCAUUUCACCCUUAUUUAAAAAAAUUUUUUUUUUUUGCAAAUCUACAUUCAGAGGUAUGCUAAUAAUUUUGCAUGCAUUCAUUCUUCCAAUAGUCUUUUUUUCUAACGUGAUUACUAUUUGAAGGAAAAAAAAAAUUAAAUAUGUCUUUGAAAUGUAAAUGAUGAUCAUUUGUUAAAGUUUAUAGUGACUAGUGUUGUAAUUGUUUUUAUGGUUUCUAGUGUUGUAAUUGUUGUAAAUGAUGCAAAAUGAAACAGAUAACCAUAUGUGAUACCAUUUUCAUUUUGAAAAAAAAAUAAAAUAUUCCUUAACCAUUAGUUUCCAGAUUUUUUCUUUACAGCUUUAAAAAUGAAUGUAUUAUUUGACAAAGCAACUGGGGCAUUAGUGUAAGGAUUUUGUAUGCACAUUUCCAUUUGGCAAACAAAAAAACUCAUAUGAUUAUGAUGUGAAAUUUUAGUUUUUAUGAUGACCCAGCCAAUUAUCAUGUCAAUGGCGCUACAAUUAUAAUAUCUCAUUUUCAAGCCAAUUAAUAAAUAAAUUCUUCAAAUAAAGAA